Molecule: messenger RNA, 3726 nt
Organism: Sinocyclocheilus rhinocerous
Lineage: Eukaryota; Metazoa; Chordata; Actinopteri; Cypriniformes; Cyprinidae
Product: transient receptor potential cation channel subfamily V member 1-like
Exons: 16
Coding region: 441-2828 (795 amino acids)
Biological process (GO): calcium ion import across plasma membrane
Cellular component (GO): plasma membrane
Molecular function (GO): protein binding; calcium channel activity
Source: RefSeq, a predicted model, not a curated record
AACAUGUGCUGCUCAGAGGUACUUAUUCAAAAUUAAAUGCAUUCCAGCACAUGAAUAAUUGAUCAUUUGGAUAGUUAAGAUAUGUAGUAGAAUAUAGUGUUGCUAGAUGAGAAUGAAGCAUUUUAAGAAGGAGCUUGAUGACUUCCAGUGCAUUGUAAGGUAUAUGGAUGAUUAUAAAUGAGCUACAACCAGGCGUGGACAUGGCAAAACAUACGUAACAACAUACUCAAAGAAUCAAUACAACCCACCUUUCUGUAAGGCUCUCAGCAACCUCAAAACAUAUCUUCCUCUCUGACAGAGAGAGAGAGAGAGAGAGAGAGAGAGAGCAAGUUAUUGUGCUCAAGGAAUCAAGCUCAUCGAUACUGGAUACUUCAUCUGACGGAUUAAAAAACAGAAAUUAAUUGCUUUAAUUUCUGCUGUAUGACUAGGAAGACAUCACUAUGAGUAAAUCAAGAGACAGCAGCCCCACAUUCUUCCUGGAGACAGAUGACCUGACACAGGAGCAAAGGGAAAAGGCCAAACAGAUGAAGAAAGGUGCCUCAAAGGACAAGAGGCCCAUGGAUUCUAAUUGCCUGGAUGAGACCGAUGAGCCUGCACACACAAUUAAAUUGAACCUACACUUUGACAGGGGAAUCAGAAAAGUAAAAGAGGAACCAGCUCAGCAGGACAGUGAGAGGUUUACCCUCAAGAGGCUGUUUGAUGCCGUGUCCAGUGGCAAUGUGUCUAAACUGCAGGGUUUACAUCAGUACCUGCACAAAAACAUGAAACGGCUCACCGACUCUCAAUAUAAGUCCAAUGGAAAGACAGCCCUGCUGAAAGCACUUUUAAAUUUGAGGGAAGGCGAGAAUGACACUAUUGAACAUCUGCUGGAAAUUGCAGAGAAAUUGGGAGAUUUAAAAUUUUUUGUCAAUGCUGCUUACACAGACAGUUUCUACAAAGGUCAGACAGCACUCCAUGUGGCAAUUGAACGGAGAAGUGCAAAAUUUGUACAGAUGCUGGUUAAAAAAGGGGCUGACGUCCAUGCUAAAGCCUGUGGGAAAUUCUUUCAGCCCAAUCAAAAAACUUGCUUUUAUUUUGGUGAGCUGCCCUUGUCACUGGCCGCUUGCACUAAUCAGCCAGACAUUGCGGACUUCCUUAUGAACAACCCUUACCAGGCAGUGGAUGUCAGGGAGAAGGACUCUCAUGGAAACACAGUGCUUCACGCAUUAGUGUCCAUAGCUGAUGACAGUCCUAAAAACACAGAGUUUGUCAUCGCCAUGUAUGACCACAUCUUAUUCAAAACUGACCACCUUCACCCCAAGAUCAAGCUGGAGGAUAUUGAAAAUAAUGAAGGACUCACCCCAAUCAAAUUAGCCGCCAAAACAGGAAAACUGGGGCUGUUAAAGCACAUCGUGCAGCGGGAGUUUAAGGGGCGCCGACAUCUGUCACGGAAGAUCACGGAGUGGGCCUACGGUCCAGUGUGCUCGUCUCUGUAUGACCUCGCCUCUCUCGACACCUACGACAAGAACUCCGCGCUGGAGAUAAUCGUUUAUGGCAGUGAGAUUCCUAAUCGCCUCGAGAUGCUCAAUAUUGAGCCCUUCAACCGACUAAUUGAAGAGAAGUGGGAGAGAUUUGCGAAACGGAUGUUCUUGUUCAACUUUAUCGUUUAUGUUAUCUACCUUUUCAUCUUCACUGCAGUAGCUUAUCACCGCGAAGCAGGGAAGGACUUUAACAACAACAGCCAAUCAUUAAAGCCCCCAUUUCAUUAUAAAAAUAAUAGCCACGACUACUUGCUUCUGACAGGACACAUCAUAAGUACCAUUGGAGCACUUUACUUCUUUAUUAGAGGGUUGAUAGAUUUGUUUAGAAAGCGUCCAGGAUUUCAGUCCCUGUUCAUAGAUGGAUACACUGAUCAGCUUUUUUUUCUGCAGGCCGUGCUUUUCCUGGUGUGUGCUCUACUGUACUGCUUGGGUCAGGACCAAUAUGUGGCCUGGCUAGUUUUGUGUCUUGCCUUGAGCUGGGUAAAUCUACUCUACUUCUCCAGAGGGUCCAAAAAUAUGGGAAUCUACAGUGUCAUGAUACAAAAGAUGGUUCUUGGGGAAAUUCGUCGAUUCCUUGUCGUGUACAUGGUCUUCCUCAUUGGGUUCUCUACAGCCGUGGUAACUCUGCUUGAUGAGGAGCCUAUCAACAAAGAUCAAAGAACAAACAUUUCUGAAAAACAAUGUAAUGACCGUUCUGAAGGACAAGCUAAGCAGGACAGUUCUGAUGAACAUUGUAAGAACAACACAUUCAAGAGCAUCUACUUCACCACUCUGGAGUUGUUCAAGUUUACGAUUGGCAUGGGAGAUCUGGAGUUCACCGAUCAAUAUCAAUAUACAGAGGUCUUCUAUGUGCUGCUAAUUCUGUAUAUAGUGAUGACUUACAUUUUGAUGCUGAACAUGCUGAUCGCUCUGAUGAAUCAAAGAGUGGAGGAGAUGUCCGUAGAGAGCACCAGCAUCUGGAAACUACAGCGUGCAAUCACCACCUUGGACACGGAGUGGAUUCUUCCCCAAUGUCUGAAGAUAAAGCUGCGUUCUGGGCAAGAGAAGGACCUAGGUGGGGGGCAGGAGCCUGAUCGACGCUGGUGCUUCAGUGUGGAGGAAGUCAACUGGAACCAAUGGAACAGAAACCUGGGUGUAAUUACCGAGGACCCUGGGAAAUGCCUGCCUGUACCUUCCCCAACUGAACUUCAGAGAGAGCCCAGCCAGCGUGGACUCCUGCAAACGUUCAGUAAACGUUGGACACAGAGACAACAACGCAGAGAUGUACAGGAGCUGAGUCCUCUAGCUGAGACCUCUAGCUCCGUCUGAUGCUUUUAUAAUCCAUAAUCUAUUGCAAUCUGUUUUGCCGUUCCCUUUCAUUCCAACUGGUGUAGGAAUAAUUACAUAUUAUGUCUGGUUAAAACUUGACUGUGGUUAAUUUAAAGAACAAAUACACCUCAAUGGUCAUUCCUGUUAUGCAUCAUAUAAAUUUUUAAACGAAUGUAUGUGUUGUCAAGAAAGUAUUUAUAUAAAGUAAUAUACAUAACCCCAAUGUUUAUUAAAUUGUGAUAAAACAAAACUAAUAUGAUUUACAUAUUUGGAAAUAUCCAUAUUAUUAAAUUUGUUUAAUUAUUUAUUCAAUACAUUAACCCUUAAAAGGGAACAUAAAGGUAGGCCUACCCAAGUAGCCUACCUAUUUUCCAACACUCAAAAAUAAUUUCAUUUCAUGUCUCUUCAGUCAUUCAAAUGUUUCUAUGUAGCAGGAUUGUGGUUUCGCAUGGUUCUGCUUGUGAUUGAUGUGGCAUAACAGAGCCCUACAGUAGGCCUACAUCUGACAAGCAUCACAGGAUGAUGCAGUUAAGUUGCAGACACGAUUAAUCCACUGUGCUUAACAUCAGAUCGUAGAUGGGUCAUGUCCUCCGGCUAAUACUUCACUGCAGAGCUGAAAUUCUGUGACCCUAGAUUGUAAAUGUCCUGCUGUGCUCUUAUGUAUAACUAAAAUUUACAUCCGCACUAGAUUUUUAUUUUUUUUGAUAGAACAGAAUAUCAACACAGUCAAUACAAUUACAAUACAACAUUUUUCAAAUGCUAGGGGGAGACAUUAUUAGACAUAAACAUUACAGGAAUACAUUAAGGAAUGUGCAAGCGUGCAAAAUUCGAAUAGCUUUUUGUUUCAUCGAGGGCAAUAUAGACUCAAUAUAAUGCUUUACUUCAUUUUUAAAUACUA